AGAAGCAGAAUAAGUAGAAGCCCCUCCUCUUCUUUACGCAUCUCUGCAGCGCAUCGUGCGUGGCCAGCUCCAAACUUCCGCACUCUAAUAUGAACAACACAAGCGAAGACAACAGCUGAGCUUUAACUCGACACUUAUCUAAAGAGUUGGACAAAAUGUCGGAUUCAGACUCUGGUUCUGACCAGAAAAGUUAUAGAAAAAUGAAAGACGAUAACGUCAUCACAUUUCGACCUUCAGAUGUGAUUUUUGAAAAAUGGAACAACCUUCCUCUUUCAAUCAAAAUAGAAGCUGUUCAGCGGAUGAAAAUCUGCUCUUUCUGGCUUCCUAUUAUACUGCAGCGCGAAGAUUCCCCCAUAGCAGCCUGGGCUGUAGAAAUAGGCCUCGUCAACCCAAAGGACACCGAGGAUCUAAGUCUGAAGCAGCUGCGGAAAAUAGAAUGCGUGGAAACGAUCAUCAGAGCGUUGGAGAGGGGAACUAUCUUAAAGAACCAACCAAGACACGUUCUCGCAAUAAGCAACAGAUUUAAUCUGCGUCGUCUGGAGGUUAUGGACGAUGCUUUGAGGUGGUUGGAGGGAACAGAAGAACCUGCGAUCCGCCAGCGACUGGAGGAGUUGGGUCAUGAAACGACCCGCUUCUCGGCCCUCCGUCUGAUCUUCACAGAGUUCGCUAAGUUUGUUCAGGAAAUGGGCGGCAGCUACGAGAAGACGAUGAAGACGCUGUUCUUUGAACCGCUGGACUACCAAGUAGAGAAAAGUAAUGAGAUGAAGAGGAAAGGAAAUGAGAGCUUUCAGAAACAAGAGUAUGAAGAAGCUGUAAAGUUUUAUUCCAAAGCCAUCAAAUUUUACCCUGACAACCACUUUCUGUACGGUAACCGAGCCCUGUGUUAUAUCCGAUCUAAAAACUAUCUAAAAGCGGUUGGUGAUGGGAAACGUGCUAUUCUGAUUAAACCACUCUGGGCAAAGGGUCACUAUCGUUACUGCGAAGCAUUGUUCUUAAUGGGAGAGAUUCGCAUGGCUCUGGAAGGGAACCGUUUGGCCCAGUCGUUGUGUGACCCCGGGAGCGAUGGAAUGAGAGACCUGGAGCUGCAGCACGAGAAAUUCAAGAUGUCAGGAGGCAAGGGAUUUGUAAGGGGAACUUGUAUUAAAAACCCUGGCACUCAUUUUAAAGCCGGCUUAGUGAUGGAACGACCGCAACCUAAAGCUGCAAAAGCCAUUAGUAAGAACAAUCCAGCAACAAGCUCAGCUUCAAAGGUCUCACAGGGUAAAACGGAGAAGCACUCAGGAAAAAAUGAAAAACAUGCACAGAAAGAGAGCAGCGCUAAAGACACUAAAUCAUCGAAAAGUGACAUUUCUUCAAAGAACAGUAAAGGGGAAAACCACAGUGCAGUGAAAAAGAAACCAAUGAACAGAAACAGUCCGACUAGAGAAGAGAACCAGAAAAAAGCUGAAAGUAAAUCAGAUGUUUGUGGAAAGUUGAGGUCUUUGGUUCAGGACGCCCACAGCGCCCUGACUGACCAACGCAGCCGCAACGCAGAGCAGGCAUUCAGCCAAGCGCUGGCCUCACUGGAAGAACUCACAGCAAAAGAAUUCGGGCUUUCCACGCUGGACGUGUUGUUGUUACUUUUUGGUCGCGUGUCAGCCCUGACAGAUAUCGGGCAGCCUGAGGAACUUACAGAAGCUCAGAAAGUCUUGGAGAAGAUGAAGUCCUACGAGGAGAGGACGUUUCAGUGUCUGGUUUACUACUCCAUCGGCAGAGUUUAUCUCAGAGAAAACAGGUUUUCAUUUGCUCUGCAGCAGUUUUCAGAUGCCCUGCAGAUGAUGAAGAAUCAAAUAACUCCUGGUAAACUGACCUGGCCGUUAACCAAAGAGAUUGUCAGAGAAACACAGGCAGACUAUUUUAAGGAGAUUCUAGAGGGCGCUAUAGAGCUGUGCAGGUUCCCUCCUCCUCCUGAUGCCGUCUGUCGCCUUGAGAAAUGCCACAGUGCCGUCAAAGCUGAAAUUUUCUUCAGGGAUCCGGAUUUUAAGGGCUUCAUUCAGUUCUGCUGCUGUCAGAGCUGCAAGGUUGAAUUUCACAUCGCCUGUUGGAAAACCCUGAAGACGUCGGCCUUCUCCGACAAGAAUGAAAAGGAUUUACUGCAGGAAGCGUGUUUGACUCCAGACUGUGUCGGUCAAAUCUGUAGCAUUAAAAUCUACGGUCCUACAGGUCUGGUGAAAUGUAAGUUUGAAGCUACAAUUCCCAAACUACCGACUCCAAAGGUGCCCAAAUUGAAUCAGAAGUGUACGAGUCAGAAGAAAUUAAAGUCAAAGGAGGAGCGUAGGCUGAAGAGGAAGCAGCACAAACAGUCAUUUCAGGGUAACCAGACGAUCAAUGAGGAGAUUCUGCAGCAGGAACAAAACACGGCGACUCAAAGUCAGCAGAAAGCCUGGCUGCUCUUCAGGGACCGAGUUCUCCUGCAGAUCAGCCAGCACAUGGAGCUGCUGAGGGAGGAGAAGGGCCUCCAGGUUUCUGCUCUGACCAGCGGUCUGAAGCCGUGGCUGCAGCUGGACUCGUCCAGAGGGAACCCGCUGGCCGGCAGGAUGCUGAACUGGCAGCAGGAGCAGCUGCAGACUCUGGGUCAGGCUGUGGAGCUGCUGCUGGAGAGGAGGAACCGGGUCUGGGCUCGGGUUUUUAUCCAGCAACUGAGUAUCUGUGAGGAAGUGAAUCCCAAACUGAACAGCUGGGCGUGUCAGCUCAACGAUGCAGGUCUGAACGCUGCCAGAACCUUCAUCGAGCGCUACUCAGGACACCUGGAGGAGCUGGACUUGGCUCAUCUGCUCGGCUUUGGCCCGUUACAGGAGAUAAUUGUAGAGAAACUUGGCACUAGGCCGGAGUUUUUAUCAAGCAUUGGCUUGACGGUGACUGAAUUCCUAAAACAGGCACCGCCGCAUGACAUGAGACUGUUUAUCUGGACUCUGGAGGAGCAUAGAGAUGACUAUGUCUCCUGCCAUACUAUACUGGAUGAGUAUUUUGAAGUGAUGGACGGACAUUGUUCAGUCUUAAAAAAGUCUGAUGAAAAUCAAAAUAAUUCUCCUUUGAAGACUAAGAGUCGAGGCCGAAAAAAGAAACAGAAAGAGCCAAAGGGCAUUAUUGUUUUGUCUGGGAUGAGAAGUGGAACUCCAAGAGACGAGAGGGACCAGGACUUUUUUGAAGAUGACCCUUUAUCAUUCUUUGAGCCUGCUGAUCCGUUCAGUGUUCCGAGUCAUCUUCGAGAGCAAGUGGCUGAUUUUGAGGACCAAUACAACGGAACCGGACACGGAGGUCUCUAUAAAAACAUUUUGGACAACAACCCCGACCCAACAAAAGAGAGUUUGUACGACUACUUUGCUCAGAUCCUGGAUGAACACGGUCCGCUGGUGGCUGAGGACCCCCUGCUGGUGGGUGAACUGGUAAAUUUCCCUCCCGUCGCCCAGCAGAAGAUCCAGGACGCGGGCGGCUUCGAGUGCUUCCUCCUGGAGUCCCUUCGCUUCAUAAAGAUGGGCCGGUGCAUCGGAUUGGCUCAACACGCCGUUUCCCUGCAGCAGGCCGGACACGGAGCCAGUCUGGACGACCUGGACGACAUCUCGGACUCUCUCGAUAACUCCCCACCUUCUGAUAUGCUUGUGGAUUUUGAGACUGGUUUCCCUGCCUACGAUUUUUCGUCCACGCAGCCCGACAUCUAUCCCAUCCUCCCAAAUCCAUACGCGUUUGGCUUCCAGAUGGACGCUGACUCCCUCACACAUUGGUCUAGCGGCGACAGUGAGCAAGCCGCUUACUAUUUACCCGAGCAUUACGAGGACUUUUACCCCUCUGAGGCUGAUGGAGUUUUUGGAAGUCGUCCAGGAGAAGUCACUUUAAUGGCAACUGAUGAAAACUUUUUGAAGAGAGACGCAGAAGUACAGACGUGUCCGGAGGCCAUGAGGAGCGUAGCUGUAAAUACUGAGCUUAAUGAGCGUUUUGAGAGCUGCCAGGGCGACAUCAACAAACUGGAGAAGGACAACCGGAAGCUGGAGAAGCAGAUCAAGAAAAUGUCCAACGGCUGCAACAAAGUCAGUCUAAGUAACAGAGAAGACAUCAGUUUACUGGAGGAGGACAUUCGGAAGAUCACCGUCAACAUACAGGUGACCAACAAAGAGCUGGUGCUGUUCCAGCAGAAGUUGGAGGAGGAGGUGAGGAAGGACCAGAGGGAGAAGAAAGCAAACCAGGAGGCCCUGAAGGCCCUGAAGCUGGAGAUUGAAGAUCUGGUGGAGCAGCAGGGGAGUCUCGCUCGCAGCAUCCGAGAGAAGAAAUCCAGCUAUGACACCAAACUGAAUGAUUUCCUAGAGCAGGGAAAUCAGUCAGAAGCUGAGAAGUUGAGCCUGGAGGAUGAGAUUAAACGCUGUAAAGCCUUGUUAUCUUCAGCCAAAAGGAGGUCUCAGACAGCGAAGCUGCUGGUAAUGGAGAGCAACCACGACCAGGGUUUGUACGGACUCUACAGAGAGCAGGCCGACGCCAAGGCUCUACUCACCAAACUGGAUGAAGCAAAACACAGACACCCAAACCAGGAUCUGGAUUUAACCAGGAACAGCUGCAGAGCCAACAUUGAGGAGAUAGAAAAGAAAAUCUCCACCGCUGAGCGGCUCUACAAGCAGCAGAUAGAACAAGUGAAGAACGGCAGAAGAACCAAUGAGACGCCUCCAGUUAGCAACCAGCCUGAACCUGCAGCUUCACCACUUUCUGCCGCUGCUAAAGAGUUUACUCCUCAUUUUUCGGCUCAGACGUCCCGCGGCGCCUCCUCACCCGUCCAGAAACCUGCUCCACCUGCAGCUCAGGCCCCGACUGUCCAACGUAAACCUCCACCCAGAACCACUGAGCCUCCUCGCAGCACCGUGUUUGAGAAAGCCAUGGGGAGCCUGGCCACCAUGUUCCCCGACUACACAAGGCCAGACCUGAUGAGGUUUGUUCAGGAGCUGCGUUCAACCAGCGGAGGAAAUCUGAGCAGCAUGACGUUACAGGAUGUUGUUGGUGGAGCCACUCAGCUGAUCCUGGACCACCAGGAGCGGCUUAAUUCUGCCAGAUCCAACAUUGUGGGUCGUGGGAGUCCAGCUCAGUGUGCGACCCCCCCACUGCUGAACCCAGUCUGGCAGCCCCUCGGAUCCCAGAGAGCCCCGAACCCCAACGCACUGAACAUGGAGGAUCCGUGCAUCAUCUGUCAUGAGGACAUGGUUCCAGAGGAGACCUGUGUGCUGGAGUGCAGACACAGCUUCCAUGAAGAGUGCAUCAAGUCGUGGCUGAAAGAGCAGAGCACCUGUCCCACCUGCAGAAAUCACGCUUUGCUGCCUGAAGAUUUCCCUGUGCUGCCCGGCAGGAGACGCCCCUGAUGUCUUAGCGUUCUUCACUAACCUUUACCGACCUUACAUUUAUGUUUUAAUAUUUUAUCUUUCUUUGAAAAUGUUGACCUGUGCAGAGAGUCACCAGUUUAUAUAACGAGGAAAUAAAACUGUCCUGUGUUUGAA
Molecule: messenger RNA, 5510 nt
Organism: Acanthochromis polyacanthus (spiny chromis)
Lineage: Eukaryota; Metazoa; Chordata; Actinopteri; Pomacentridae
Gene: ttc3
Product: tetratricopeptide repeat domain 3
Exons: 46
Coding region: 156-5375 (1739 amino acids)
Molecular function (GO): protein binding
Source: RefSeq, a predicted model, not a curated record